GCAUGAUAACUAAAUGUUUGGAAGCACAAGGGGAUAGAUGAUAUUGUGAAGUGUAAUGGAGGUUCUGGGCUGUGGUCACUCAGUCCCCAUUCCACUUUCUUCAUACAAACCUUCAUCAUCAUCUUCAUCUUCUUCAUCUCUGCCCACUCAUCAUCUACCCACAACACGCAGAACAAUAAUCUUCACAGCAGUGGCCUCCUAUCUUCAAUUCUCUCCAAAUUCCCCAAUUCUACCUGCAAUCGCCCAACAACUGGAUGAAACCCAGCUCGAAGAAGAUCGAGUUGUUCGUCUCUUUGAGGAAACAUCACCAUCUGUGGUUUUCAUCAAAGACCUUGAGAUCAUUAAUAACCCAAAAACUUCUGAUGAAGUUGUGAUGGUGGAUGAUGAGAAAGCCAAAGUUGAAGGCACAGGUUCAGGCUUUAUUUGGGACAAGUUUGGUCACAUUGUGACGAAUUAUCAUGUCGUUGAAAAGCUGGCUACGGAUCAACUCGGACGACAGAUUUGUAAGGUUUUUCUGGUUGACCGAUACGGUAACAGUUUAUCUAGAGAUGGAAAGAUUGUUGGUGUUGACCCGUCAAGUGAUUUGGCUGUUCUAAAGGUUGAUAUUGACGGGAUUGAAGUAAAGCCAGUAGAUAUAGGUAGUGCGCGUACGCUAAACGUGGGUCAGAGCUGCUAUGCUAUCGGGAAUCCUUAUGGAUAUGAGAACACAUUAACCACUGGGGUAGUCAGUGGGCUAGGUAGGGAGAUACCAUCACCGAAUGGAGGUGCCAUUAGAGGAGCCAUUCAAACAGAUGCCGCUAUUAAUUCAGGAAAUUCAGGUGGACCUUUGCUUGAUUCCCAUGGCCAUGUUAUCGGUGUUAAUACAGCAACUUUCACUCGAAAAGGGAGUGGGAUGUCGUCUGGCGUCAACUUUGCAAUACCGAUCGAUACUGUUGUGAAAACCGUACCGUACCUAAUUGUUUAUGGCACUUCUUACCGCGACAGGUUUUGACAGUUAGUCUACUCCAGAAGACUAACUAUUGUAUUCUGUAAUAUGAAAUCAUUUAUAAUAUUCUUCUGUCAAUAACAUAACAAAAUUUGUAUUGUAUCUAUUGUUUUUCUUUAUAUAUUCCACAUAAUAGAUCGAUAUGAACAUUAUGAGCUGUCCCGUAAUAAAACCAGUUGUUGCUGAGGAUUGAUAGUGUAUCAUCAAAUCAUCAAAUACAAAUUAAACAUCUCAAACACAUAUUAAAUUACUAGACCUGAAAACCAUUGGAUACAAAAACAGAGUUCAUUAACAUGAAUUCAGCAAUAUGUUCCUAUAAAUCUUUUGGAAAAAAAAAAAAAAAAAAAA
This is a messenger RNA of Helianthus annuus (common sunflower), 1333 nucleotides long. RefSeq names its product protease Do-like 5, chloroplastic. NCBI's taxonomy places the organism in Eukaryota, Viridiplantae, Streptophyta, Magnoliopsida, Asterales, Asteraceae. Gene Ontology annotation, molecular function: serine-type endopeptidase activity. Gene Ontology annotation, biological process: proteolysis. The coding region runs from base 56 to 991 and encodes 311 amino acids. The transcript is spliced from 7 exons. The record is from RefSeq and is a predicted model, not a curated record.